Messenger RNA from Copidosoma floridanum, 2088 nucleotides. Its product is annotated as sialin-like. Gene Ontology annotation, cellular component: membrane. The record is from RefSeq and is a predicted model, not a curated record. NCBI's taxonomy places the organism in Eukaryota, Metazoa, Arthropoda, Insecta, Hymenoptera, Encyrtidae. Gene Ontology annotation, molecular function: transmembrane transporter activity. Gene Ontology annotation, biological process: transmembrane transport; monoatomic anion transport.
AAAAAAAAAAAAAAAAAAAAAAAGUGCUCGGAAUGUUCGGAAGUGCUUCGUCGUCAAAUACACACGCGACACGUUUUAAUUGCCCUGAAUUGAGCGGUUGCAGCUUCCGGUUUCCUCGUCCUCGCAAAGUGUAAAAAUACAUUCAAAAGAGCCUCACUUGACCGAAACAACAGCAACGAAGGAAAAAAAAAAAAGACAAACAGUAAAGAGCACUCCUCUUUUAUUUUUAUUUUUUAAUCACCAACAGCAACAGAAGAAGCAGCUGGCACGCUAACCUCCCAUUCGAUGCCUAUAGGACAAAAUCAACGUAGAAGACGACGACGACGGCUGACGCGGGGCAGCGUUACUGUCCUUAUUACCGGAUGAUCGAAUAAGAUUUUACCUCGUCCGCAGCAGUGGUUGAUACACACCGGUGCACACACGCGCCCGAGAGCUCGUCAUCGGCGUUUAUUUUCUUUGCGUCUUUUUUCCUUUCAUAUCAGCCAAAAUGAUAAAGUACGUGCGCUUCGUCUUCGCUUUGAUGCUGUGCAUCGCCAACAUGAUAAUCUACGGUUUGAAAACCAACAUGUCAACAGCCAUAAUCGGUAUGGUAAAGUCAAAGAAGGGCAACGCCACGGUGGAGGUCAACGAGUGCCCGGCGUACGUCAACAGCGACGGAGCCCCGGACAUAGACGGGCCCUACGACUGGAGCCCCAUCGAGCAGGGCCUCCUCGUCAGCUACUACUUCGUCGGCUACCUCGUCGGCAUGUUUCCCUCCGGAUACUUUGCCGAUCGCUUCAACACAAAGUGGGUGCUGUUGAUCUGCGUGUUCUUCAACGCCCUGUUCACGCUCCUGGUGCCGGUCUGCGCGGACUCGCUCUACGCGCUGUACGUCCUGCGCUUCGCCACGGGCCUGGUGAGCGCGGCGAACCUGCCGAUCGUCAACGUCCUUGUGGGCAAGUGGGUCGUGUACGAGGAGAAGAGCAUGUGGGUGGCCAUCAUAUACGCCGGUACGUCGAUCGGCACGGUCAUCUCGAUCCUGACCUCUGGCUGGAUCAUGAGCUACAUGGGCUGGCAGAUGAUAUUCUACAUACACGGCACUCUGCCGUUCAUCUGGUGCGUCGUGUUCGCCAUGUUCUUUGCCGAUAAUCCCGAGACGCAGAAGUACAUCACGGAGGAGGAGAGACAGCUGUUGAUCAACUCGUACGGGCAUCGUGGCCUCGGGUCCAAGAAGAUCGACGUGCCGUGGAAGGCCAUCUUCACGUCGGUGCCCUUUUUGGCCCUCAUAUUUACCAAUUUCCUGGGCAACUUUACCUGGUACUUUUUGCUCACUCAGAUGCCCCUCUACAUGAACAAGAUGCUCAGGUUCAACAUCAAAUCGAACGCCACGAUAACCUGUAUGCCGUACUUAUUGGGCGCCAUCGCCAACUCCUUGCUUGGAAAGUUUUUGGACCUCGGCCGACAGAAGGGGUGGUGGUCGCAGACCGUGGCCCGAAAAGUCGCCGUGGGCAUAAGCUGCCUGCCGGCGAGCGCGCUGCUGCUGAUAAUUGCGUACAUCGGGUGCGAGCGCAACGCCACGGUGUUCAUGCUCUGUCUGUGCAUCGUCACGUCCGGGGCCAUUUUCGUGGGCCACCUGUGCAAUCAGAACGACCUCGCGCCCAACUAUGCCGGCAUCCUCAUGGGCAUCACCAACACGCCCGGGACCAUACCGGCCUUCGUUCUGCCCGCCUUGGUCGGCGUGUUGACGGAAGGAGGGCACACGUUCGCUAAUUGGCGCAUCGCCUUUUGGAUAAACAUCGUCGCGCAACUGCUGGCCUUUUCCAUCUUCACGAUUUUCGGCUCGGCCAAGAUACAGGACUGGAAUUACCCGGGUGGCGUGCCACCGACGACCGCGUGAAUCAAAACAUUCCUUAUUUUUUUUUUUUUUUUUUUCCAUACACAGAUCUCGUUCGUUUUUUCAUACGUGAGUGCUUACACUUGUGGAUGUAUUGGAGACGCGUAAAUUUUUACGAGAGCGACGCUGCACAGUCUUCUGCAGCCGUGCGACAUGUCUGAGCAAUAAUAUAAUUGAAAAAAAAAAAAAAUAAUUAUAAUACAAAAUACGAAGCA